UUUAGAUUAUAAAAAAAAAGAAAUAUAAUUUUGUAAUAGUAGUAAUAAAAGAAAAACAAUAGAAUGUCAGUUAAAACAGGCAAAGAAGCUCUUUUAUUAUGGGCACAAGUUAGAACUCAAGGUUAUCCAGGUAUUAAAGUUAAUAAUUUUACAGAUUCAUGGGGUGAUGGUUUAGCAUUUUGUGCUUUAAUCCAUUCCUAUGAAGGUGAUAAGUUAUUUAGUUAUGAAUCAUUAUCACCAGAAAAUAAAAAAGACAAUUUAGCAUUAGCUUUUGGUCAUGCCCUUAAACUUGGUGUACCUGAUUAUUAGGCCCAGACUAUUUAUUAAUUCCAGGUGGUUUAGAUAGAAGAAGUAUUAUGACAUAUUUAUCAGAAUUAUACCAUUAUUUUAAAAAAACAUACCCAGAAUCACCAGACGCACCUUACUCAAAGAAAAAUGGUAUUCAAAUAAAUCUUCAAGAGUUAUCAAGUGAACAAUUAACACAACUUUUAAUGAAAGAAAGAGAAAAGAAAGGUAUUAAGGCUAAACUUCCAAAUGGUGCAAAUCAACCACCAAAGAAAGAUCCAGCUCUUGUUGCAAAGAAAGCCGAAGAAGACAGAUUAAGAUUAGAAAAUAGAAAGAGAAUUGAAGAAGAGGCACGUGAAAGAAGAAGAAGAGAAGAAGAAGAAGAAAAAUAUAAACGUGAAGAAAUCCAAAAACUUAGACAGCUUAAUGAUCCAAAUGCCAAUAAUAAUGCCAUCCUUAAAAAUAGAAUUAAAGAAUUUGAAGAGCAAGAAAGAAAAGCAAGACAAGAAGAAGAAGAAAGAAGAGCUGCUAGACAACAACAACAAUCAUCUAAUAAGAGAAGCAGUGUUAGUUUAACCUAUCAACAAGCUGCUGCAGCUCUUUCACAUCCAGAUGAAAACCCAGUUCAACAAAGACAAAAAGAAUUGGAAGAAAUUAAUAGAAUGCGUAAAGAAAGACAUCUUUCUGGUGUUUCAAAUAAUCAAGAUGAAUCAUCGGGUAAUUCAAGACUAAAAGAAUUGGAAGAAAUCGACCGUCUUAGAAAAGAAAACAAGGGUCCAUUAGCUAACGGAUCAUCUACUGAGCAAGAUUAUGAAAAUAGAGUUUCAUCAAGACAAAGAGAAUUAGAGGAAAUUGAAAAAUCAAGAAGAGAGGCCAAUAGUAAUAAUGUAUUCCUUCAAAAUAAUGGUACAUCAGAAAGCAGAGUUUCAUCAAGACAAAAAGAGAUUGAAGAAAUCGAAAGAUUAAGAAAAGAAAAACGUCAAUCAGUUAGUUCAAUAAGCUCGUUAGCCUCUGAUGAAAAUGGUGGAAGUAGUACAACUGAAGGCCUCAAUCAACUUAAAAGUGCAAGACAAAGAGAAUUGGAAGAAAUCGAGAGAGAAAGAAAACAAAAAAGACUUUCGACAAUUGGUGGUGAUUCAUUUGAUGCAUCUGAUUUACAAAAAGCAAUUGAAGAAGAGGAAAAUAAAUUAAAGCAACAAGAAACUAUUGUAGAAGAACCAGAACCAGAACCAGAAAAAGAACCAGAGUUAACUAGAGAACAAAGAUUACAAAAACUAAUAGAAGAAAAAGAAAAAGAAGAGGCUGAAAUGAAAGAACGUGAACGUGAUCGUGAACAACGUCGUAUUGAAAGAGAAAGACGUGAAAAAGAAGAAAAAGAAAAAGAAGAAAAAGAAAAACUCGAACGUGAACGUGAACGUGAACAACGUCGUCUUGAAAAAGAACAACGUGAACGUGAACAGAAGAUUAAAGAAGACAGAGAAAGAAUCGAGCGUGAACGUGAAAAAGAAGAGGCUCGUGAACAACGUCGUCUUGAAAAGGAACAACGUGAACGUGAAGAAAGAAAACUCGAACAAAAGAUUAGGGAAGAACGUGAACGUGAACGUUUAUUAGAAAGAGAUAGAGAAAGGGAACAACGUCGUCUUGAUAGAGAAAAAGAAGAAAAAGAACGUGAAGAUCGUCGUCUUGAAAUUGAAAGAAUUGAAAAAGAAGAAAAAGAAAGAUUCCAAAGAGAACAAAAAGAAAAAGAGGAACGUGAAGCUAAAGAAAAGAAAGAAAAAGAAUUAGAAACCUACGAAGAACAACGUAAGAAACGUGAACAAGAAAGAAAAGCAAGAAAAGAACAAAUGGAAAGAGAAAUUGAAGAGGAGGCUAAAAGACUUGAAGCAGAAAGAGAGGCUAGAAGAAUUGCUAGAGGUGAGGAGCCAAGAUUAUCACCAGCCACUUCAUCAUCACCAACACCAAUUUCAAGUACCUCACCAUCAAACUCAAGUAGCUCACUUAUGAGUGGUACCUCUUCAUCUGGUAAUGAAGAAUUAGAAAAACGUAGAAGAGAAAGAGAGCAACGUCGUAUUGAACUUGAACAAGAAACUAUCAAACUCGAAGAGGAAAGAAAGAAAAGAGUUGAAGAAAGAAGACUCGAAAGAGAAAGAAGAGAAAGAGAACUUGAAGAGGAAACCAAAAGAAUGGAAGCUGAAAGAGAAGAAAGAAGAAGAAAGAGAGAAGAGGCAAAAAAUAAUAUAUAAUUUCAGCAGCACUUAUAACAUUUUUAUAUAAUAUAUUAAUAUAGUUUAAAAUUUAAUAAAUAAAUAUUAUUAAUUAUAAAUUAUAAUUUUUUAAAACUC
Dictyostelium purpureum is the source of this 2627-nucleotide messenger RNA. RefSeq lists its product as uncharacterized. The transcript has 3 exons. The record is from RefSeq and is a predicted model, not a curated record. Bases 357 to 2528 code for a protein of 723 amino acids. Lineage: Eukaryota; Evosea; Eumycetozoa; Dictyosteliales; Dictyosteliaceae.